Molecule: messenger RNA, 1951 nt
Organism: Physcomitrium patens
Lineage: Eukaryota; Viridiplantae; Streptophyta; Bryopsida; Funariales; Funariaceae
Source: RefSeq, a predicted model, not a curated record
UCACAGUUCAGAGCGAAUGGGUGCGUUCAAGGAUGCGGAAACAAGGUCUCGAGGCAAAUGGGACUGAACGAAAAGAGACGGAUGAAGGCGCGGCUUCACGAAGGGAGAGUGACCCGGUCAUUGAAACCAGAGUGAACGUUUUUCACAAGGUUAGAGGCGCCGCUUUCGAGAAUGGUUCUGGUGAUCUAAGGGUUACAGGUUCGGCUUCUGCAAAUCCUAAGUCGGCAUUGGUGGAGGACAGACAAGCGGAUCCUCGAAUAGACAGCAGAGCAAGUGCGAAAUAAGCAGAUGCUGUGCUUGAUCAGGAGAGGAAGGAGCAUGGCCGUGAAGAGCAGUCAUUGCGUCAGAUUAUCAACCUAGUUGGGAUCGGGGAGAGCAAAGUAUUCGAGACAGUUUCAAGGCUUGGACUGAGAUCGGAAAUGGUUAUGCGACCCAGUUCUAAGCUUUACGAAAGGUUCAUGCGGACUUAAGACACCUGGUGUACAACAUAAUUGGAUUAUUCAGUAUCUUCUAGGCGGUCGUCCUCACCGCCCUGUCACAGUUGACGACUGGGACGUACCUGCGUAAGUGCGGGAAGAUUUGGUGUUCGACCGUGUUGACUGAUUGCUGCAGUAGUCACAACCACUUCACUGCUGUAAAAGUUCAGACGAUUUGCGGACUUGGAGUUCAACGAAGCAACUGCCGACAUACUCCGAAGCGUUACAGCAGGGCGAAUAUCGCAGCUUAGAUACAAGGGUAAUAAUUUUGAUUUUGCCAAAGACUCUACGGAAAAUUCAAGCGAAGUGCAGGGACUAAGCAGCAAUCACUCCACCGCGCUGUGCAGCGCGCUGAACUUUGGCAGGGCUGGUGUCAUUGUGUCGGUGAUUUGUUUCACAGCAAUAUUUGUCGUCUCACAUUUUGUACUCCUUUGCGACAAGUGGGUUCUCCAAGGUUGGGACUGAGCCACCAGGGCCUUCGCAGUCCGCGGCAGUAGCAGGUCCGAAGUUAACAUGUCGAAGACCAUAAAGAUAACCAAUGACACUGGUGGCAGCAUCACGAUCAAAAUGAACACUGAAGGAAUACUGUCCGACAUGGGUCCCCCAAUAGGCAAGCAGGGGCAUAUCAAUGUCAACGUUUCGGAUGCAUCGUAUUGUGAGUUCUGGGUUUAUUCCUGUACAUCUGGUGGUCAAAGUCGACAACUGGUGCUCAGCUCGAACGACCUGUUGAAGCAUAAGGAAGUUGUGAUUAGGACCUCUGCUGCUACUGGUAGGCAACCCAACUUUACCUGGGAACCUGUUCCAUCAUCUGCGGAGGGUAUAAUGAAAUUAUUUCGUCAGAGCGUGGGAAAAGUGUCUUCUGUCACCGCUUCUGAUCAUGCUUCUGGGUCUACCUCGGAGGAACAUCAACCUCGCUCUACGUCUACUCCUGGCGCUGGCGGUGAAGGCGACAUCGAAGUCGGUGGGAACCGAAAACUGGCGGGAUCGAGUAAAUGAGCACCAUGGCUCAAUAUCUCAGUUCGCUUGCAGUUUCCACAAUCCUGGCGUGAUGUCGUUCCAUUGCAGUGUGACAUACGUGUACCCUCUAACCCCGUUUGGUGUUGUUUGUGAGACGAAGCCUUCUGAAGCACGGAGUGUCUACGCGACCAGAAUGUCAAGAUCUCCUCUCCGGAUGUGGACAAUGAACCAGCAUUCGGACAUCUCGAGCUCAGGUAGUUGUUGGUUUGCGGCUGCAUGCCGUAGAUAAAUAGAUAAGAUAGUUGUGAUUGCGGGAAGUUGUUUUGGUCGACAGUCUUCAGGAUGUGAAGUUUGUCGAUGAGAGCGCGAGUGAGGGCCAAAUUUGUUGUCAAUCAUGGUGUUGUGCAAUUAUCAGGUUCAGCGUUCUCUACGCUUUCAAUUGUAAACUCAUGAGUUAGAAUUUCGAACGAUGGAUGUCGCCCUUCGAGCUGAGUCUGGAGGCGUUCUUAGCCUUUCAA